GUUCCGUAGGGUAACGUCUGGCUGUCUCGUCAGAGACUGCAGCAGAUCAAACAGUGAAGUGAACACACACACACACACACACACACACACACACCAGGGUGACCAGCAGGCGACUGAGAUGAAUUACACCGCAAAUAGUCUGUCCCUGAUCUCGAACCAGUAUCCUCAACGCCUCCCUCUGAAAGCAUGCAACAGUAUCUGCAACAGCUUCCUACCUACCAUUCGCUUCGCCUGUCCUGCACCACCUGACCUGCCGUCCUGCGUUCAUCUCCACUGUUACUGCUGCCCUGGAGUACCUUGAAUUGGAAUCCCACAUUAAUUUGCACCAACAAUAUACAAUUAUUUACUUAUUUUAUACAACGCCAGUUAUCAAGAUUUCUAGACUCUGCGUUGCUAACCAGAGCCGUCACGCACCGGUCUGUCCCUAAGAAAGCAUACUCAUUAUCCUGAGUUAUCCUGACAAAGCACUACCGUCACCCCUUCACCCCCGCCCACCCUUCUUCGCCAUCCUGACAGACCAACGCACUUCCGCUCUUUACAUAACACACCGCUGGCAUAAGAUGAAGCAUGGCGGAGUCUAGGGGAUAUAAACAGGCCUGGCUGGGAUCAGAGGACACUAACUACGACCACGGCAAACAUGGUGAAGCAGAUGCGGGACGCUGCCUUGGCUGCGGUGCUGACUGUGUUGGCUGGGGCGGGCAUCUGCGCCGCUAUGCCCAUGGAAUAUGAUGAUGAUAUGUUGCCCAAGGAGUUCGCGCCCUACGAGAUGAUCAGCGACGAGGGGACAUACGAGGUGAGGGAAUACGAGCCAGCAACGUGGGCGUGCUCCGUUCGUGGCAAGAUAAAGAGCAAGCGAGAGAUGAUGAUGAUGUUUGUUCGUCUGAUCCAGUACAUCAAUGGCGAGAACUCCCUUGGUGAGGAGCUGGCCAUGACCGGCCCCAUGACUAUGUACAAGGAGAUGUCAGAGCUGACUGGCAUCAAGAAAAUCGAGAUGUGCUACUACCUUCCCACCAGGCACCAGACCAGCCCUCCCACACCAACAGUAGAGGACGUUGUCAUCAACAGGAAGGACACCAUGAAAGUAGCUGUAAGGUCAUUUUUGGGGAAGAAGUUGUCAAUGGAAGACUGGGAGAUACAAAAGUUCAUGCUGCAGAAGGACCUCAAGCAAGCAGGUGUCAAAGUUGUCAACUAUGAGAACUGCUUUGGGACUAUGUAUUAUGACCCAGAGAGAGAAGAGUAUGUCACUGAGAUCUGGUAUGAAAUGCAGGAGUGAGGCCUGAUUGCCUGCCCAUCUAGUCCCAACCACAUAAUCUUCAAAUCAGUUUUGGUCUUUAAUUCAAUAGUUAUAAUUGAUCAAGCAAGUAAUAAAGCAGUGAACAUC
Messenger RNA from Portunus trituberculatus (swimming crab), 1381 nucleotides. RefSeq names its product heme-binding protein 2-like. Bases 638 to 1273 code for a protein of 211 amino acids. The record is from RefSeq and is a predicted model, not a curated record. NCBI's taxonomy places the organism in Eukaryota, Metazoa, Arthropoda, Malacostraca, Decapoda, Portunidae. The transcript has 9 exons.